AUGUCCAAAAGAGCAGCCGAACCCACCAGCGGCGAGUCCAAGCGCCUCAACGACUCGUUCACCAAGGAGGACAUUGCCUCGUUUUUUGGGCCUCAAGUGUGGUCAUCGGAGUUCCAGUCCAAGCUCCAGAACGACAUCAAGACCAGCCAGCCAUUCAGAUGGGGCACCAUUCCCGAGUUGAUGGACGACACCUUGCUCAGACAGGUCAGAAAGGAGGUGUUGAGUGAAAUCGCCUUCACAAAGAAAGAAACCGACAUCUACAAGGUGUUCCAGUCUGGAGACUUGGCUAACUUGUCUGGAUUGGACUGGGACGACUUGUCGAGAUUGCCCUCCCUCUACAAGCUCCGAGCUGCUAUCUACUCCGAGCAGUUCAGAGACGUGGUGUCGACCAUCACGGGAUGUGGCAAGUUGAGUGGAGUCAAGACAGAUAUGUCCAUCAACACCUACACAAAAGGUUGCCAUUUGUUGACCCAUGACGACGUGAUUGGCUCCAGAAGAGUCAGCUUCAUUCUCUACCUCCCCGACCCCGACAGAUCCUGGAAGGCCCUGUACGGAGGUGCUCUCCGCUUGUUUCCAGCCAUCGUGCCCAACGUGCCCAAAACCGACUACGAAUGCAAACUCGUGCCACAAUUCAACCAGAUCGCCUUGUUCACAGUGCAGCCAGGUCUCUCGUUCCACGACGUGGAGGAGGUCAGAGCAGACAAGCAACGGUUGUCGAUCCAAGGGUGGUUCCACAUUCCACAACCAGGCGAGGAAGGAUUCAUUCCUGGAGAGCAGGAAGAGACUGAGGCUAGGUCCACCUUGCAACAAUUGCAGAGCAAAGAAUUACAGGAGUACGACUUCCCCAAGCCGUUCAGAACCGACAUCCCUAGUGAAGAAUUGAAGGCAUACGAGCGGGAGUUCUCCGAGUUCUCUCAGGACGAGUUGGAGUAUCUUGGGACGUACCUUAACCCUUCAUUGCUCCAGAAGAACAACAUCGACCAGAUGAACAAGCUCUUCUUGGACGAUUCUGUGGUCGAAAUCCGAGAGUUUUUGAAUGACGAGUAUGCCACCAUUCUUCGGGAGUUGGCCAGAAACACAGAAUUGGACACCAAGGCGCCAGCAAAUUCGCUGGAAAUCGAACUGCCCUGGAAGUGUGCCAUGCCACCCCACAAGCAGCGGUUCAUGUACAUAGACGGAAAAGCAGGCUUCGAGUACACCGAAAACGGGAUCAAGAACUAUAACAAUGUGGGAGCCCAAGAGGGACCAAACUUCGGGUUGGUGGCGGGUACUGUGGCUCCGGAAAGUGUUGAGCACAAGCUCAUCGGGUUGGCAUCGUUCAUACGGUCCAUUGCGUUCAAGAAAUGGCUCAAGUUGAUCACCAGCUUGAUUCUCACCAGCGAGCAGGUAUUGGUCAGAAGAUUCCGUCCUGGCCAGGACUUCAUCUUAGCUACCACCACCGACAAGCAGCUUGCACGGAAUGAGGACGAGUUGAAUGUAUUGCUUGAAGCCACCUUGAACCUUACACCUAGUGCCACCAAUCCCAAGAACUGGGAAUCGGGAGAGUUUGGGGGCUACGAGUUGUGCAUGGCGUUGAACGGAGGCAACGACGAGGACUUUGAAGAGGACGACGAUCCUGCCAUCUACAAGGCCAACGACCCCAACGACGACAGCGUGUUGUUCACCAGCCAGUGCAAGUGGAACUCGCUCACGUUAAUGUUGCGAGACCCCUCGGUGUUGAAGUUUGUCAAGUACGUGAGUGUCAAUGCCAAGGGGUCGCGGUGGGACAUCAGCUGCCAGUGGAACGUUAAGGGAGGCGACGACGACGAUGACGAGUAA
Messenger RNA from Suhomyces tanzawaensis NRRL Y-17324, 1818 nucleotides. It is a transcript of the gene OFD1, whose product is annotated as oxidative DNA demethylase. NCBI's taxonomy places the organism in Eukaryota, Fungi, Ascomycota, Pichiomycetes, Serinales, Debaryomycetaceae. The transcript has a single exon. Bases 1 to 1818 code for a protein of 605 amino acids. Gene Ontology annotation, molecular function: iron ion binding; peptidyl-proline dioxygenase activity; L-ascorbic acid binding. The record is from RefSeq and is a predicted model, not a curated record. Gene Ontology annotation, biological process: regulation of translational termination; peptidyl-proline hydroxylation. Gene Ontology annotation, cellular component: cytoplasm.